AUGGGUGCUGAAGCCAGACGAGCGGCCACUGCCAAGAAGAAGGGCAACCCGCCAAUUCUUUCACACGACUUCAUCAUUCAAAACCAUGGGGACAUCAUGAGCUGCAUCCUGAUGCUCGUUGUCGUCGGCUUCAUGUUCCCGACUACUGCGCCCCUUUCCUCAAUCUUUGUGGUCCCCCAGUACAACGAAACCGUUGCGGUCAACGUACAUAAUGUACAAUUCGAUGCCCAAAUUUACAAGAGUGGCGUACGGGAUGUGUUCACGGUCCUUUUCUACACGAUCGGAUGGAUCACGAUGCAUGCCAUCAUUCAAGAGUACAUCAUCGAUAAACUUCAACGCAAGGUCCAUUUGUCCAAAUCGAAGCUCUACAAGUUUGGCGAGUCUGGCCACCACAUCUUCUUUGCCAUCUACUCGAUCGCGCACGCCGGUUACAUCAUCCAUGAGUUCUUUACGAGCCACAAUGACUUCAAGAACCUCUGGGCCGGUUAUCCCGAAGAUCACGCCAAGAUGAACCUGAGCACGAAGCUCUUCUUCAUCCUGCAGCUCUCAUAUUGGGUCCACCAUUUCCCCGAGUUCUACUUUGCCAAGAUGAAAAAGGAUGAGAUGCAACACCGAGCCUUCCUCUCCUUCAUCCACAUUGGCUUCAUCGCCGGCGCCUACAUCAUGAACUUCCAGCGCGUGGCUGUCGUCCUCUUGGCCAUCCAGUACCUGUCGGACGUUGUGUUCCACAUCGCCCGCCUCGCCCACUUCCUUGAUAAGCGCAGCGUUGCCAAGUCCGCCUUCAAGGCAUGGAACAUCACCUUCUUCGUCGCCCGUGCUGCCAGUGCCGCAGUGGCCGGCGCCACUUUCUGGUAUGGACUCCGCCAGAGCGGUGUGCCCAACGUUGACCUUGCCACCGGCAACUUCAACACCUCCUUCAUACGAUUGAACUCGUUGAUCGCCGUGCUGGCUCUGCAGCUUUUCAUGCUGUACCAAUUUGUCGUCUUCCACUUUGGCCGUCUCCGUGACGCGCGCAACAGGAAGAAGGGUGGAGAGCAGAAGAAGCAGGCGCCGGUCAAGCGAAGUGACAAGCGCACUGAUAGCGAAUCUUCGGCCCAAGAAAGCGCCGCUGUCACCCCAGAACAGAAGAGCCCCGGCAAGCGCAAGCAGAAGGCCCAGGCCAGUCAACAACGGCUGAAUCUCCGGAUUGGCGAGCGCCGCCUAGCCAACAUCGAUAAUGAAGUACGCAUCGAAAUCUACCGCCCUGACGACUAUCGUUUCCUGUUUGCUGACGGCAUCACGAGGAAUACAUUCACCCAGCUGCGCGAGCGGUGCAAUAUUUCCACAGAUUUUGACAAUUUCGCCAGGAACAUUGUUGAGCUGAUCAAAGACCGAGAGACCGCUACGCCGCCGCUUCAAAUUAACUGUGUACUCGACGCGGCCACGGAUUCUUGCAGUCUCGAGCUAGUGAGCAAGCUAACGCUACAAACCUCCAAAAUCUCAAUCGGGCUAAAGCGCGUUGUAAGUGAAGAGCUGAACAACCAUCUCAUCGAGGCGUUGCACAAAAUGAAGGAACUGACUGAGAAGAAUCAACAACUGGAGAGCGAGUACAGACUGGAGCUUGAGGAGAAGGAAGUAGCAAAUAAUGCAAUCGAAGACCUGCGCCAGGAUUUGAACGAUAGAGAUGACCACGUCGAAGCAGACGCUCGUUGGGACCCAAACAACGAUCGUGUAAGGGUGAAGGAGCUGACGGCGGAAGUGGCCACUAAGGAACAGACAAUCAAGGAGCUGCGCGAAAAGGAGGCUGGCAUGAUCGUUGAACGCGAAAAGCUCGAAGCGGAACUGAAAGCAAGGCAAAAGGAGCUGGAAGAUUUCCAGGCCAAGCAGCAUUACUCGAAACAGAUGAUGGAUAAAUUCCAAGCGAACCGUCUCGCUCACCCAUCGCCAUUUGGGAAUCCGGCCAUCGGCGCGAGCCCAGUAUCCUUCCGACCAGCUAUGGUACCUGCGUUGAGACCACCACCCACUGGCGUCCUGGGCCCAUUGCUGUCAACACAAAGAAAUUUCACUGCCACCCAGUUGGGGACUCCGCUCCGCAAUUCCCCUCAGCAACAACUUCUCGCAAAAUACACAGAACCUGCCCCAAAAGAAAAG
Mesorhabditis spiculigera is the source of this 2130-nucleotide messenger RNA. Lineage: Eukaryota; Metazoa; Nematoda; Chromadorea; Rhabditida; Rhabditidae. The record is from the annotation of a GenBank genome assembly.